AGCCGCUUGCGUGCCCUUCAACAGCUCCCUCCGCCCGGCCGUCGCGGAGAGGAGCGGGGAGCGCGCGCCGGCGCCAGAGACGUGCGCGAGACGCACGGCCCCGAGCCGAGCGCCGGAAGCAGCCGGGUCUGGGCCUCGCGCGUCGCGCGCGCCUCCUCCCCCUCCGCCAGCCGCCGCGGCCUCGCGCGCGCGCACUGAGGCGCCGCCGCCGCCGCCGCGGCUGCUGCAGGAGGCGGCGCUGGCUGGCGGCUGCGCUCGCUCCAGUCGGCGAGCGGAGCAGCGAGCGAGCGUGUGUGUGUUUUUUAAAGAUGGCCGGAGCGGCGGCGGCGGUGGCCGCGGGAGCAGCAGCUGGAGCCGCCGCGGCAGCCGUGUCGGUGGCGGCUCCCGGCCGGGCCUCGGCGCCUCCGCCGCCCCCGCCCGUGUACUGUGUGUGCCGGCAGCCGUACGACGUGAACCGCUUCAUGAUCGAGUGCGAUAUCUGCAAGGACUGGUUCCACGGCAGCUGUGUUGGAGUAGAAGAACAUCAUGCUGUUGACAUUGACCUGUAUCACUGUCCCAACUGUGCAGUUUUACAUGGUUCCUCCUUGAUGAAAAAGAGGAGGAACUGGCACAGGCAUGACUACACAGAAAUUGAUGAUGGUUCCAAACCAGUGCAAGCUGGAACUAGAACUUUCAUUAAGGAAUUACGCUCUCGAGUCUUCCCAAGUGCCGAUGAAAUAAUUAUAAAGAUGCAUGGCAGCCAGCUGACACAAAGAUAUCUGGAGAAACAUGGAUUUGAUGUCCCUAUUAUGGUCCCUAAAUUAGAUGAUCUAGGACUCAGGCUCCCUCCACCUACAUUUUCUGUGAUGGAUGUGGAACGUUAUGUAGGUGGUGACAAAGUGAUAGAUGUCAUUGAUGUGGCGAGGCAGGCAGACAGCAAAAUGACACUUCACAAUUAUGUUAAAUACUUCAUGAAUCCUAACAGACCAAAAGUGUUAAAUGUGAUCAGCCUUGAAUUUUCAGAUACAAAGAUGUCUGAAUUGGUGGAGGUCCCUGAUAUAGCCAAAAAACUUUCCUGGGUGGAAAAUUAUUGGCCAGAUGAUUCAGUCUUUCCCAAGCCAUUUGUUCAGAAAUAUUGCUUAAUGGGAGUUCAAGACAGCUAUACAGAUUUCCACAUUGACUUCGGUGGAACUUCAGUCUGGUACCAUGUCCUCUGGGGUGAGAAGAUUUUUUAUUUAAUAAAGCCAACAGAUGAAAAUUUGGCACGUUAUGAAUCUUGGAGUUCAUCUGUGACCCAGAGUGAGGUGUUCUUUGGAGAUAAGGUGGAUAAAUGCUACAAAUGUGUGGUAAAGCAGGGACAUACCUUAUUUGUUCCUACAGGGUGGAUCCAUGCUGUGCUCACUUCUCAGGACUGUAUGGCUUUUGGGGGGAACUUCCUGCACAACCUUAACAUUGGCAUGCAGCUCAGGUGUUAUGAGAUGGAGAAAAGGCUAAAAACACCAGAUCUUUUCAAAUUCCCUUUCUUUGAAGCCAUAUGUUGGUUUGUAGCCAAAAACUUGCUGGAAACCCUGAAAGAACUGAGAGAAGAUGGUUUCCAGCCUCAAACUUACCUAGUACAGGGAGUGAAAGCACUGCAUACUGCUUUAAAAUUAUGGAUGAAAAAAGAACUUGUAUCUGAACAUGCCUUUGAAAUUCCAGACAAUGUUAGACCUGGACACCUUAUUAAAGAACUUUCUAAAGUAAUUCGAGCAAUAGAGGAGGAAAACGGCAAACCAGUUAAAUCUCAGGGAAUUCCUAUUGUGUGUCCAGUUUCACGAUCUUCAAAUGAAGCAACUUCCCCAUACCAUUCCCGAAGAAAGAUGAGGAAACUUCGAGAUCAUAAUGUCCGAACUCCUUCUAACCUAGACAUCCUAGAGCUCCACACAAGGGAGGUUCUCAAAAGAUUAGAGAUGUGUCCAUGGGAAGAGGACAUCUUGAGCUCUAAACUGAAUGGAAAAUUCAACAAACAUCUCCAACCAUCCUCCACGGUACCUGAAUGGAGAGCGAAAGAUAAUGAUCUACGAUUACUGCUGACAAAUGGAAGAAUAAUUAAAGAUGAAAGACAGCCGUUUGCAGAUCAGAGUCUUUAUACAGCAGAUAGUGAAAAUGAAGAGGAUAAAAGAAGGACAAAAAAGGCAAAAAUGAAGAUAGAAGAGAGUUCAGGAACAGAGGGAGUGGAACAUGAAGAAUCUCAAAAACCACUGAACAGGUUUUUUACACAUGUGAAAUCAGAACUCAGGAGUAGAUCAUCAGGAUAUUCUGAUAUUUCUGAGUCAGAAGACUCCGGACCCGAGUGCACUGCACUGAAAAAUAUCUUUACCACUGAAGAGUCUGAAAGUUCAGGUGAUGAAAAGAAACAAGAAAUAACAUCCAACUUUAAGGAGGAAUCUAAUGUGAUGAGGAACUUCCUUCAAAAGAGCCAGAAGCCAUCUAGAAGUGAAAUUCCAAUUAAAAGGGAAUGUCCUACCUCGACGAGCACAGAGGAAGAAGCUAUUCAGGGCAUGCUGUCUAUGGCAGGGUUGCACUAUUCCACGUGUUUACAAAGGCAAAUACAAAGCACAGACUGCAGUGGUGAAAGAAACUCUCUCCAGGAUCCCAGCAGCUGCCAUAGCAGUAACCAUGAGGUCAGGCAGUUGUAUCGCUAUGAUAAACCAGUGGAAUGUGGAUACCAUGUCAAGACUGAAGAUCCAGACUUGAGGACUUCCUCCUGGAUUAAACAGUUUGAUACUUCCAGAUUUAAUCCUCAGGAUCUAAGUAGAAGCCAGAAAUGCAUCAAAAAGGAAGGGUCAUCAGAAAUUAGUCAGAGGGGACAAAGUACGAAUUAUGUGGACAGCAGCGGCUCAGGCCUUCAGAAUGGAAAGUAUAUGCAGAAUUCAAACCUGACUUCGGGGGCAUGCCAGAUAAGUAAUGGCAGUCUAAGCCCAGAAAGGCCAGUUGGUGAAACUUCCUUCUCGGUGCCCCUUCACCCCACCAAGAGACCGGCAUCAAAUCCACCACCUAUCAGCAACCAGGCAACAAAAGGUAAACGUCCAAAAAAAGGAAUGGCAACAGCCAAACAACGUCUUGGGAAGAUCCUUAAGUUGAACAGAAAUGGCCAUGCACGUUUCUUUGUGUGACAGAGCUGCUGUUGCAGCCAUUCUUCCCUUUGGAGACCAGUCUAGGGGUGCAGGAGCCUGGAGCUUCCGCUGUCCUCCUGCCUGGAGCAGUUUGUGUGUAUAGUAAGAACACUGCCCGAAGAACAGAAUGAACCUGAUGCUGCAUUUUCACUGUGCCACACCCACUCAGCAAUAACCAUUUUGGACCUGGUGGGGGAGAGGAAGGAGGAGGGUAGAACCUUAAAAAGAGACCUUGAACUGGAAAGGGUCUCUUGUCAGGGCUUGAAUUUUAUUUUGUUGUUGGUAGUGUCUUGAUGUAUUUUCAGUGGUAGGGUAAAGAAUUAUCAAUAAUUUAUUUAACAGAUUUUUUUUUAAAGUUAACAGCUUUUAAAUUCUUUUUUUAAAGCUAUUUAUUUGGAAGAUUUCUGGAGAAAUAUCUCACUAAUUUAGAUGUAAGAAUGUGAAGGUUUUUAAAUUAUUUUUGAUAGUGUGUGUGUUACAUGUGGGGAAGGGCCACAGUAACAGUAACUAGUCUGGACUCUUAAAUUUGAUAUUCAGGUUAAAGUCUUAAACAGGGAUUUGAUGCAUUAAUUAUUUUAAAUUAAGAUGUAUAUGAAAAUCAUUUUAUUUUAUAUAUUUCAUGUGUUUUUUAUAAGCUAUUAGCUUCGCUUUUGCUAACAUCCAAGGUGCAUACUGUUAUCCAGGUUGAUUACCUUAUAUCCCACCUUCCCUCUGCACUCCCCAUCAUUUUGUGAUGACCCAGUAAGACUCUUCUCUUUGCAGGGAAACACUUUCGUAGCCAAUGUGUAAGAACUCCAUAAAAGAUCCCUCAUUUCUCAUUUCGUUUGACAUUGUGAUUUUCUUCUCAAUAUUAAAAAAAAAUAGGCUUUUGCAUUUUCAUUUCUGCUGAUGAUAUCUGGGUCCCAAAGAGAACAGCUUUAAUAUAUUUUUCCUACUUGUGGGAAAAGUAUUAUAAGUUUGGUUAAAUUGUCAUGUUUAUAGUUUUUCCAAAUACAUUUGUAACAGCAGGCCUUCUUCGUACUGCUGGUGUUGGACAACAGGACUGACACCUGCUGCGGAGGUUAUACCUUAUGAUGCUUUUAUUCUCCAUACCUGAUUUGUUGGAAAAUGUUAUUUGACUUAGGAUAUUCAAAUCUGCAUAAUAAGCCGUAAUAUAAUAGGAUUAAUACUACAUUAAGUUGUAUAGAAGCAAGCAUGUUGGAACAGAUCUUUUGUGUGUAUUUACUUUUUUUAUUUCUUAAUUUUCUAAAGAAUUACUUAAGAUAUGGAUUUGGAGUAAAAUGGGUGCUUUUGGCAGUUUCUUCCAUGUAUCCUAACCUGACCAUUGCAUAUUGAGGUUAAGUAUCUGGUUAAACUUUAAGGUAUUCAUUUAUCUCCUUUAUGUAUGAUUUUUACUAAAUGCCAGUUUUCAGUUGCUUAUAGUAGCUUAUAUUUUCCCUUUUUUCCAUCCAUGGCAUAAAAAUAAGUGAUUUCUGGGGGUGGGGCAGAAAUGUUCCCAAAUCUGACAGUAGAGCAUUUUACAAAUUCCUACAAAGAAAAUAUAGGCAAAUAGAUAAAAUUUAUUUUUAUGGAGAAGAAAUAAUGGCCAUAUUAUGGAUUUGUCUUUUUUUAUUCAGCAAGAUAGCAAGACUUACCCUUCUCUAUUAAGUAUCAGUUGAAUUGCUAAGAAGAAAAAAGUCUGUACCAUCGUCUUUCAUGGUUGCAUUCAAAUGUGUAUUUUCAAAGAGAAAUACUUCUUAGUGUCCCCAUUCCAAAAUGUCAUGGGAUAAAUAUGAAAUAGUUUAUGAAGUAGCCUUUCUGGUUCAGAGUGACUGGACCAAAGUUUGAAUCUUAUCUGGGUAUCAGGAAAAAGAAUUUUUAUAGAAAUCCUCAGUGUCUAUAAACAACCCGUGUAAACUCUGUCUACACUAUGCCAAAACCAGUGGAAAGAUGGGUAGAGUCAUCUUAUCUCAGGAUGUCAAAAAUCUGGGUUUGACUGAUUCCCCUACCUUCCCACACAGUAUAUUCUUGUGAUUGUUGCUUUUCUGUAGAUCCUGAGUUGGUGUUACAAUAGUCAUGUUUUUAUUUUGGGUUAAGAAAUAAGAGGUGUAAGAGCUGUAAUUUCCUUUUCCUAUUAUAUCAUGAUCUGGGUUUUCUUUUUUCCUUUACGUUUUUCACAACUCUUGAGUAUUUUCUGUUUUUUUCUUUAGCCACAAAAAUUAAAAUUAAACUUUAUUUUUAUGAAUUAAAA
This is a messenger RNA of Symphalangus syndactylus (siamang), 5364 nucleotides long. It is a transcript of the gene KDM7A, whose product is annotated as lysine demethylase 7A. Lineage: Eukaryota; Metazoa; Chordata; Mammalia; Primates; Hylobatidae. The record is from RefSeq and is a predicted model, not a curated record.